Messenger RNA from Colletotrichum graminicola M1.001, 1707 nucleotides. Its product is annotated as carboxylesterase. Bases 1 to 1707 code for a protein of 568 amino acids. The transcript has 2 exons. The record is from RefSeq and is a predicted model, not a curated record. Lineage: Eukaryota; Fungi; Ascomycota; Sordariomycetes; Glomerellales; Glomerellaceae.
AUGAGACCACAUGUGUUUAAACUCCUUCUGAUGCUUCUCUUGGGCUCGGACCCAUCGGAGUGUCUCACACCAGUAGACCAACAGGAUAACGUUUCGCCCCCUUCCGUGCGCCUCACAAACGGAACCUUCGUAGGCGUGCGGAACAAACACUAUGCGCAGGACUUCUUUCUAGGUAUCCCAUAUGCGCAGCCUCCUAUCGGGUCCCUCCGCUACGCACCCCCUCAACCGCUCAACGAGUCAUUUGAAGAACCGGUGUCUGCCACUGAGUAUGGCUGGAUGUGCAUUGGAUACGGCUCCGAUACCUCGAAUCUCGGAAAUCCGGUUUCAGAGGACUGCUUGACGAUCAACAUUGUCCGCCCAGCCGGAACGAAGCCAGGAGACGAUCUUCCCGUCGGACUUUGGAUUCACGGUGGUAGCUAUGUUAACGGCGGUUCUCGCGACCCUAGAUACAACCUCAGCUACAUUGUCGACCAGUCCGUCCAGGAGAACAAGCCCAUAAUCGCAGCUUCCAUCAACUAUCGUCUCUCAUAUUGGGGGUUUCUCUUCAGUCGAGAACUGCAAGAUAGCAAGGCAGGCAACAUCGGAUUCAAAGACCAACGCUUAGCAUUGCGAUGGAUUCAAGAAAACAUAUUUCCUUUCGGCGGCAGUGCUGACAAGGUGACUGUCUGGGGCGAGUCCGCUGGGGCACGAUCCAUUGGAAUGCAGCUCAUUGCCUAUGACGGUAAGCAUGACAACCUGUUCCGAAGCGCCAUCCUCGAAAGUGGCAGCCCAGUCGCCAGAUUCGUCAAUGCGGAUGCUUGGCAGCCUUACUUCAAUGCUCUCUUACGGAAGACGGGAUGCGCCGACGGCGGUUCGGCUGCGCGGAUAAGCUGCCUGCAAGCACUGCCAUGGCAAACUCUCAAUGGGAUCUUCAACGGCUCAAACCCCUUAGGUGUCACUGCUCCCGGGAUUAGCGCUGUCGUGGACGGCGACUUCAUCACGGCUCAAGCGUCGACCCUGCUGCGACAAGGCAAAUUUGCCUCCGUUCCGCUUCUUCUUGGGAACAAUUUUGACGAAGGUACCGCGUACUCAAAGCAGGGUAUCAACACUACGGAAGAGUUUGAAACAUGGCUCGCAAGCAGUUUUAAGGUUAAUACUAUUCAGAUUGACGCCAUCUCGGAGUUGUAUGUAGACGACCCGAAUGUUGGCAUCCCCGCACCGUACCCAGGUCGUCCUUCUGGGGAGCUCGCCCCCUUUGGUUCUCAAUGGAAACGCGUAGCGGCGGUUGCAGGAGACUACCAACAACAUAGCGGUAGACGGCUCCUUGCAAGAUCCUAUGCCGGGGCCGGAUUGCCAGUGUACUCGUACAUGUGGGAUGUCUAUGUAAACGGCAUCGAGCCUAUCUAUGGCGCUACGCACUUUCAGGAGGUCGCAUUCGUGUUCAACAACGUCCGGGGGCUUGGUUACGCCACCAACCCAUUUGAGGGGAAACCCCAGCCUUAUAUCGAGCUGGCUGGCCUCAUGAGCAGCAUGUGGGUUGCUUUCAUUCACAACAACGAUCCGAAUGUUUUCGAUGACCAGAGAAUGAACGGCGCCACUUGGCCACUAUACACGCCUGGGCAGCCGCAUAACCUGGUAUUUGAUGCCAAUUACACUACCUUGAGAUAUCUUGCACGGGAUGACUAUCGGGAAGCACAGAUCACUUACAUGCAAGAAAGUGUGUUUUAG